Molecule: messenger RNA, 1219 nt
Organism: Paramecium sonneborni
Lineage: Eukaryota; Ciliophora; Oligohymenophorea; Peniculida; Parameciidae
Source: the annotation of a GenBank genome assembly
AUGUAAAAAAUAAUAAUUUUCACUAUAAUCAUAACUAUUGGAUAUACAUAACGAUUGAGUUACAAUGAUCAAAAUUGCGAUAAGUAUCUAAAAAAAUUUGGUACUGCCAAUAACAUAGAUGGGUCAGGUGCAACUAAACUCGCCUUUACAGGAGAUAUUUCCUUUGUGAACGGUGCAGACGUGAAGGUAAAUUUGAGAUAUUCUGAUGUUGAUUUGUUUAAUGAUCCAACAUACUUUGGUUUGGUGAAAGAAGAUGGAAAACCAGAAGCAACCACUUGUCUUGAUCUUAAAUUAUGGAAAUUCACUUCAAAUACUUAUUCGGAUCCAGUACAAGUUACUGAUUUACCAAUAACUUCAACAAAUAACUUCUAGAAAUAAUGGAGAUAUUAUUCAUUCACAAUUCCUGGAGGACAAUUAUCAACAAGAUUAGUAGAGACAUCAAAUACUAAUUAAUUUAUAUAUAAAGGAUAUUUUGCAGUUUCUUAUUACCCUGCUGGAACAGAUUAAGUAUAAUAUACUUUUUUCUUUGAAUUCGCUGUUACAAUUGAAAAAGGAACAGGUGCUGCCAUUGAAACAGCAUUCAAACCAUUGACUCAAACAUCAACAGCAGGAUGUACACCAGGCGGAGUUUGUACUGCUAAAGCAGAUACUACAUUAAAAUGGUGUACCGAUUUAACAUGUGCAGCUUUUGAAACUCCAGACCUCCAUUUAAAUGAUCAAUUUGUCUUAUUAUAAACUGUCACAACAACUGGUAUGAAUGGUUAUUAUCUAACUGGAACUGAAGUUUGGUAUACUGGUAAUGGUUUGAAUAAGAAAGCUACACCAAUUAGUAUUAAUAAUACUGUCAAAGGAUAAGUUAUAAUUUAAUUAAGAGCUGAAAUCGCCUGGAGAGCAGUAACAAUACGAGUCACUUCCGUUUUAUCGACCAACUCAUCAGGAUCAAGAAGAUUGUUGAUUUAAACUACUUAUGAUUCAGUCUCAGGAUAAACUGAUUAAAUUGAAUGUAUCAAAGCUGAAGGAAAACAAAUAUGUGCCACAUGUGAAGAAGAAUGUAAGAUCAAUGGUUAUGCUAAUGAAACGUGUGAUGAAUGCUCAAAAGAAGAAUCACCAUCAUCAUCAUCAUCAAACAUCAUCAUAUUUGCUUUCAUGGUAAUAUUUAUGCUUUUGUGAUUGAAAAAUAUUCAUUAAAAAUAAGAAAUAUAUUAAAAUAAGUUUAAAA